Messenger RNA from Malaya genurostris, 1649 nucleotides. RefSeq lists its product as uncharacterized. Gene Ontology annotation, molecular function: protein binding. The record is from RefSeq and is a predicted model, not a curated record. Lineage: Eukaryota; Metazoa; Arthropoda; Insecta; Diptera; Culicidae. The coding region runs from base 61 to 1626 and encodes 521 amino acids. The transcript has 6 exons.
UGUACGCGACCUGAACAGGCGCGAUUAGCCAAUUUUCACGAAAAAGAUAUCGACGGUAAAAUGGCGAACUUGGUUCCGCCUCCGAUUGACGAUCUUCCGGAUGAGAUGCUGAGGAAAAUUUUCUCCUAUUUGUGGUUCAAGGAGCUCACGACUGUAGCUACCAUUUGUCACCGGUGGUAUAUUGUAACUGAGAGUCUUAUAAUCCAGAAAGCUCAGGUAGUGGUUGACCUUCGUGAAGAUACUGAAAAAGAAUUGUAUUAUACACUUCUACAGUCCAGUCUGCGACCAUUGAAACAAUUGCUUUUGUAUCCUCCAAAUGGGUCGUUUUUCCGUUUUGAAAUCGAUGACCGCGACAAACUGAUCUGCGGCAUAUUGGGCAAACUUGGCGCUCCAUUAGAAACGUUUAUCCUGCGAUUCAAUCCGUUAGAUGAAAAUCCAUACGCUAGACUGGAGCUUUUCAGUAGUGUUGCGAGAUUUUGCCCCAAACUGCAGGUACUUCGUUUGGAAGGAACUUAUUUUUUUGGAACCUAUUCGGGAAUUUAUCACGUAUUUCCAUUGCUUCAAGAAUUGCAUGCAAACAGCAGUCUGCUGGAAUGUGGAAAUUUCAACCUGAAAACCAUUGCACCCAACAUGACUCGAUUACAUGUGAAUAACCGUUUCGCAACUAUUAAAACUCUGUCAUAUUAUCCAUCGCAGCUCACGGAGUUGAGCAUUGAUUGCGAAAAUGGUGCAACUGUCGGACAGCUUGGAAUGCUGUUCUUCCCACGACUGAAGAAAUUUCGCGUACGAUUCUUAGACCGGGUUAACAAUGUAGACGGUUACAACAGUUUUCUGAGGAAGCACGACGCACUUGAGGAAGUUGCACUUGCAUACAAUAUUGAUGUGGUUGUGUUGGACAGUUUGCAGUCGUCUCGAAAAACAUUAAAACGACUGUCAUUCGAAACGCCAUCACUUACCGUUGAAUUGUUUACACGGGUGAGCAGCUUUGAAUGUCUGGAGAUGCUGCAGGUGGCAAACGCCGAAAUCAAUUUUUCAGAAUUUUUCUUCAAUCGGGCAGUAGUACCCGCAAUAAAAACGUCUAUUCGUCUAUUGAAUUUGCGUAUGGUGAAUAUUGUGAAUCAUGAGCUGUUUAGCAUUUUCGUACGUCACUCGUUCCCUGCACUGAAAACUUUGGAACUAAUUCAACUUUCAUUCAAUUUAACGAACUGUGAAAUUCGUUCAUGUUAUCAACGCAUGCUGUGCCAUUUGGUGCCACUUGAACGAUUAACGCUAUGCAGUCCGUUCAUUCAUAUCGAUGCUAUGAUCAGUCGUGAUAUGCUCUCUUGUUUAAGUACCCUAACGAGUCUUAGGGAGCUACGAUUUUCGCUUGGUUGUCCGAAGAUACCUUCCUACCUUGAUUCAGACAUCACCGUACCUGGGAUACAAAAAAUGGUUGUGAAAGGGAAAAACAAGAAUAUACUGCCUAAGCUGAUCAAGGCGUUUCCCGGGCUUCGUCGUUUGGAAACUUCACGCGAAAGCAAUUUUUUAUGUUUGGACGAAUCAACACAUCAUUGUGAGAUUGUCAGCAAGCGUGAUAUCAUUUUCGAAAUUUUUCCGACCAAUUUUCCUGCGUUGUGCACGUGGUAGUACGUUUGUUAUUUGCUAGAAUA